GAAGCUGCUGCUUGCAUGAUUAUGGUCACCGAAGCACAAAUCGUUGUAGCUCAAGAGGGAGAAAAGUGCUAUACAGACGGCUUCAUACGCACAUUGGUGUCAUUUCCGCUUUCGGACAUUCGCAAAGGUUGGAUAGUAAGAACUGAUACUCACAUGUCUCUUGUGCUACGAGUCGACGCUAUGCACCAUUGGUUCUUCUUCCGAUCUGAAUCUGAGCUGGAUAGGAUUGUUAUGACUUUAUCCAUUUACCCCAUCUCCAUCAUGGAAAUCGACCAGCAAUCACAGGACAAGACUAUAGGAUAUAUUUUGAACCAGUGUCGGAGAACUCCCAACUUAUGGCACCGCGCAGUUUUUGCGACGGAAGGCUUUGAGUCAGACAACUAA
Cylicostephanus goldi is the source of this 384-nucleotide messenger RNA. NCBI's taxonomy places the organism in Eukaryota, Metazoa, Nematoda, Chromadorea, Rhabditida, Strongylidae. The record is from the annotation of a GenBank genome assembly.